UUUUACUCUUUCCCCUCCAGAGACUACGCAGAUGGAAAUGGCAGCAGAAAAUCGCUCCUCAGUGACUGAGUUCAUCCUUGCUGGGCUAACAGAGCAUCCAGGACUCCAGCUGCCCCUUUUCCUCCUCUUCCUAGGAAUCUGUGUGGUCACGGUGGUGGGGAACAUCUGCAUGAUCAUACUGAUUGGGCUCAGUCCUCGCCUGCACACCCCCAUGUACUAUUUCCUAAGCAGCUUGUCCUUCAUUGACCUCUGUCAGUCCACUGUCAUUACCCCCAGAAUGCUGGUGAACUUUGUUACAGAGAAGAAUAUCAUCUCCUACCCUGAAUGCAUGACUCAGCUCUUUUUCUUUCUUGUUUUUAUAAUUGCAGAGUGUUACCUGUUGGCUGCAAUGGCAUAUGACCGCUAUGUUGCCAUCUGUAGCCCCGUGCUCUAUAAUUCCAUCAUGUCACAUCAGGCCUGUUCCUCCCUCAUUUUGGGAGUGUAUACGAUGGGACUGGUAUGUGCAUUCUCUCACACAGGCUGCAUGCUUAGGGUUCAUUUCUGCAAAUUAGAUGUGAUCAACCAUUAUUUCUGUGAUCUUCUGCCCCUCCUAAAGCUCUCCUGCUCUAGCACCUAUGUCAACGAACUACUGGUUCUAUGCUUUGGUGCACUUAACAUCUUUGCCCCCAUCCUGACCAUCCUCAGCUCCUACAUCUUCAUCAUCUCCAGCAUCCUCCACAUUCGUUCCACGGAGGGCAGGUCCAAAGCCUUCAGCACAUGCAGCUCCCACAUCUCAGCUGUUGCUAUUUUCUAUGGAUCUGAAGCAUUUAUGUACCUGCAGCCAUCAUCUGUGAGCUCCAUGGACCAAGGGAAAGUGUCCUCUGUGUUUUAUACUAUUGUUGUGCCAUUGCUGAAUCCCCUGAUCUACAGCCUCAGGAAUAAAGAUGUCAAUGUUGCCCUGAAGAAAAUGCUUAAGAGAAGAAUAUUUUUGUGA
Molecule: messenger RNA, 973 nt
Organism: Cervus elaphus (red deer)
Lineage: Eukaryota; Metazoa; Chordata; Mammalia; Artiodactyla; Cervidae
Product: olfactory receptor 8G1-like
Exons: 1
Coding region: 32-973 (313 amino acids)
Biological process (GO): G protein-coupled receptor signaling pathway; sensory perception of smell
Cellular component (GO): membrane
Molecular function (GO): olfactory receptor activity; odorant binding; G protein-coupled receptor activity
Source: RefSeq, a predicted model, not a curated record